This is a messenger RNA of Pangasianodon hypophthalmus (striped catfish), 5432 nucleotides long. RefSeq names its product GRAM domain containing 4a (gene gramd4a). Gene Ontology annotation, biological process: negative regulation of toll-like receptor 9 signaling pathway; apoptotic process. The record is from RefSeq and is a predicted model, not a curated record. Lineage: Eukaryota; Metazoa; Chordata; Actinopteri; Siluriformes; Pangasiidae. The coding region runs from base 195 to 2021 and encodes 608 amino acids. The transcript is spliced from 20 exons.
GGCACGCGCGCUCUCCGGCUCACUGCCUCAUCCGCUCUGACAGCUCAGACGCACUUUCCAGCGAGGGUUUAUUGCGAUGCUGGAGCUCGAAUAGCGGCCUGACAGCGACCGAAUUCGGGGGAAAUUACUGUCUUUUAUUUGUCAUUUCUAGCAGGUGCACAAGGACGUUUUACCAGACACAGACCUCCGCGUUAAUGAAACUUCGCUCCGAUUCCAGAGCUGGAGUUGGCGUACACCAUGCUAAGGUAAAGCCUAAGCUGGCUGUGUUGAACAUGUUAAAGAGGCUGGACAAAAUAAGGUUCCGAGGGUCGAAGCGUGAUGAGUUCCUGGAUCUGGCUGAGUCUCCUACCGCCUCGGAUAACGAAGGCAUCGAGGACAUUCUGAUGAAGCCUCGGCUUUCCUUACGAGACUCAGAAGAGCUGAGAGAACCAGCUGGAUCAGGGGCUCUCAGCAUGGCCACCGUGCAGGACCUGAGGAGCGACACAGAGCGUCUCAAUGAGGUUAAAGGUCAUCUAGAGAUUGCACUACUGGAGAAGCACUUCUUGCAGGAGGAGCUGAGGAAGCUGCGAGAGGAGACCAAUGUGGAGAUGCUGAAGCAGGAGCUGGAGAGGGAGCGUUGCAGGAGGCUGGACUUGGAGCAAAAGAUGAAUGAUGUGCUGAAAGGCAGGUUAGAAGACUCUCCUCCCCAGAUCUCACGUAAACAACAGUCACCCUCUGCAAAUGGCACAGAGAAGCAACAAAAAGAAACACUGUGGUCUCGGGUGCAGAAGUGGCUCUACGACCGGUUCGGGGUUUACAUCGAGGACUUCCGUUUCCAGCCGGAGGAGAACACAGUGGAGCCAGAGGAGCCGCUCAGUGCUAAGAGGUUAACAGAAAACAUGAGGCGACUCAAGCGGGGUGCCAGACCUGUAACUAACUUCUUGAGGAAUCUGUCAGCCUUAUCCAACUGGCACUCAGUGUACACUUCAGCCAUUGCCUUUAUUGUCUAUAUGAAUGCUGCGUGGUAUGGCUGGGCCAUUCCUAUGUUUCUGUUUUUAGCCAUUCUGAGGUUAUCCUUGAAUUACCUCAUUGCAAGAGGAUGGAGGAUUCAGUGGAGUAUUGUGCCUGAAGUUUCUGAACCUGUGGAACCUCCAAAAGAAGACUUGACUGUGUCCGAAAAGUUUCAGUUAGUCCUUGAUGUUGCACAAAAAGCACAGAAUCUAUUUGGAAAGAUGGCAGACGUUUUGGAGAAAAUCAAAAAUCUGUUCAUGUGGGUACAGCCUGAGAUCACUCAGAAGCUGUACAUUGGUCUGUGGGUGGCCUUUAUAUCCUCCUGCAUCCUGCCCUACAAACUCAUGGGCUUUAUUAUAGGGCUGUAUGCAGGCAUCAAAUUCUUCAUCAUCGACUUCCUGUUUAAGAGCUGUCCCAAGCUGAGGGACAAGUACGACACGCCGUACAUCGUGUGGAAUAACCUGCCCACAGACCCCCAACUUAAAGAGCGCAGCAACGCCACCAUGUCCAGACGGCUGUCUGGGUGUGAGAAGAUCCCGCCGGUGGUGUCGCGCAGUAGCUUAGCAACCAUUCCCUCAGGAAUGAGCAGAGAGGACGACAGUGGCCGCUCACAUAACACCAAGAGAGGAGCCUUCCAUGAGAUCUUCAACCUGCCAGAGACAGAAAGGCCUCUCCCUGUGUGUGAGAAUGGAUGGAGGUGUUGUUUGAUCAAUCGGGACCGGAAAAUGCCCACUGACUACAUUCGCAAUGGUCUACUCUAUGUUACUGAAAACUACUUGUGUUUUGAGAGCUCCAGCUCCAGAUCAGGCUCCUCCAAAAAGAAUAAAGUCAUAAAGCUUGUGGACAUCACAGAUAUCCAAAAGUAUAAGGUUUUGUCUGUUUUGCCUGGGUCAGGAAUGGGGAUCUCUAUUGCCACACCCUCAACACAGAAGCCCUUGGUGUUCGGUGCCAUGAUCCACAGAGACGAGGCGUUCGAGGCGAUCUUCACUCAGUACAUGAAGAUUGUGACCACAGGCUGCCACGAGACCUAGCGCAUCAUUAACCCUACGGAGAAGCUUCCACUUCUCUCUCUCUCUUCUCUCUCUCGUUCCUGUCUCAAUGAGCAGGCUGGAACUGAUCAGUUUAGUCGACCGUGGCUAGUUGAUCUCACGUGACGGUUGAGAGCAAACAGCAACACAUUCCUGUGGAGCGUUUUUCACACUGACGGCUCAGGGGGCUGGACCUCCUCGCCUGCCUGACUACACACUCUCUGAGGAGCAGAGUAUAGAGCUGCAUAUAGACUUAUGUGGUACACGUGUUUCUCAACACUUUUUCUGCCGUUCUGAUGCUGUGCGUUUAUUUGUUAAAGCUUUGCUUUGUAAUACCUGCCAGGAGAGCAUGCAAGAUGGUCACUAACACCUUGCAAAUUACUGAUGAAGCCUGUUCGUGUUACUUUACAUUGUUACACUGCAUACACAAACACACAACACACUCACAUAGGCACAUUUAACCCACCACUGAUUAACAGUGUGCUUCAGAUGUCUUUUUGCAUCAAAAUCUGGUUACUCCUGCUACAUAGCACUGUAGGGAAACAGUGUAGUUUCAAAUGUGACAUGUAUUAACUGCCUUUCUUUAUAGUUAUUUAUUUUGAUAAUAGCUAGUAAAAUGAUCGAUAUUUGAAUACUGACUGAUCUUUGAAUACUGAACUGAUUGGACCUGUUCUAAAGAAAAUCACAAAUUUUUCUCAAACAUCCUGGAACAGUUAGCAUUAGCAGUCUUUAAUUGUAGCACAUUCAAACAUUUUCUAAGCUCUUUAGAGGUGUUGCAUCAUAUGUCACUGACGAAUAAACCUCCAGUGUGUAGACACAGAAGUAUUAUUAUCACCCUAUGCAAAGUACCAAUAGUAGUCAUUAAAGUAAUACUACGAGUGCUCAUUUUCCAGGAGAAAGCAAGUUUUGUAACUACAGAUAUAAAAUCUGGCUCUAGACCUUAUUAAAGCUAAGACUGAUAGUUUCUCCAAAGAUGAGGAAUAUGCUUAAAACUAGUUAUGGAGUUAUAUUAACUGAAUAGUUGGAGAAUGACCAACCAUUCCCAUCUCUCUCUCUCUCUCUCCACUGAUGAAGUUUCUGCACACAUCACCUCCUUGUCUCCUCACUACUAUUCAACACCCAGCCCAGGCUUUAGUGGGCUGUCCCGCAUAAAGCCGAAGCCGCUCAGAACUCCAGCCUGAGAUCUCAGAGUUCUCCGCACUUUUACACUUCCACUGUCAGACACCAUGUCGUUUAGUUCAGGGCAAGGUCUGCACUCGCAAACCAUUGUCAUAUACAAUAUGUUGAGCUCCCUGGCUACAUUUUCAGCCAUUAAAAAAACAAUGAGUAUGAGGAAUUAAUCUGAGCACCUUGUUUUUGCAGAUGAAGUAUGAAUGCCAGAUCAGUUUAUAGUGAGGAACAGCAAUGUCAGACAAUGAACUAGAAACAAACAUCAGCUCAGCAAACCAUUGGCAUAUGUUAUAUGAUGCAUUCUUCAUCAUUUUGAGUCUGGAGUUGCAACAGGCUUUUUAAGUAGAGACCACAAUCUGUAUGAAAAGCUUGCUUGAAGGUUGUUUUGCGCACUCAGAGAAAGUCUCGGCUUUCAUACCAUGUCAAUAUUGUUAUGAAAUCCAAACAAAUAUCGAUUGACCCUCAAACAUGGGAGGAGGCAUUUUCUACCUUUUAGAAUGCUGCAUUUAUCUCCAGAUGCUACUGAGUAUUUGUCUCUUUCUCAUCCUCCUCCUCUCUUUUUAUUACAAGUUGCAGAAUAACCCCUUGAAUGCACAGUCGUGGGUGCUGAAAGGUUCAGUUCAACUGGCUGAAAAGUACCAUUUCUCUCGACAUCAAUGAUUAUUAACAGUGUUUCACCCACAGGAUGAAGAGUGUGUAUGUCUGAAAAGUGUUAAUAUCUCCUUAUGCUUGAUUUAAUUCUCUAACUAUAAGACUGCACACUUUGAGGCCUCACAGAUAUAGAGUCCCCGGUUCAUUUUAGUCCUGAGCCGGUUUACUGUCUGUGUGGAGCUUUGCUUGUUCUCUUAGUGUCUGCAUGGGUUUCCUCCGGGUUCUCUGGUUUGCGCCCACCUCCCAAAAACUUGCCAGUAGGUGUAUUGGCUUCUCUAAAAUGCCUCUAGUAUUGUGUGUGUGUGUGUGUGUGUGUGUGUGUGUGCUGCCUUGAAAUGGACUGGGUGUGCAUUCCUGCUUCAUGCCCAGUGUUCCCAGGAUAGGAUCUAGCUCCACCUGGUGAAUGACUGAAUGAAUGAAUCAACGAAUGAAUAUGAAUUCUGUUAUUCGGAGAAAACAAUAAUUUUCCAUUAGCAUAAAGCCGAGACUUUCUUUAUGCCAAAUGUAUUAAAAUGUUCUUCUGGGUUACAGUGAUUCACAAUGACAGAGCAGGUCACAUAUGUUUAUAAGAGCAAAGUGCCAGACUGAUUGAGUCACUAAGAGUUGUGUGAUUGUGAUCGUAUGAGUGUGUGUGUCAAAACGCAAAUAUUCAGCUUGAGCAAGUGUCACAUGAUGUUCUUGUUGACUAACGUGUUUUCACUGGAGAAUUAUUUUACAUUCUGCUACUGAUUAUUCUGAUCACUGACGUCAGCCAUAUGGUAUUGAAUGUAUAGUAAUCUGAAACUUGAGCUAUCAAUGCAGGUGAUCAGAAGGCUAUGAGUUUAAAUCCCAGCACUGCCAGAGACCCACGCUGAAGGCCUUGAACCCUCAACAUGCUCAGAUGGAAGCUUGGUUCAUUUUCUGCACAUUUGCAAUUGCUUUAGCUGAAAGCGUCCGUAAAGUGAGUCCACAUAAACGUCCCAAAGCUUUUAAAACGACUCUUUGUAAUCGAUAAUCAGCUUUUUCUGAUUGUCCUACACUUGCACUAAACAAGCACAGAUUAUAUUGUCUCAACACUAGUUUUGCCAAAUAUUUCUUGUUUUUUUUCUCUCUCGUUCAUUCUUUUUAUUUUUAUUAGCCAUGGUCUCUGUAAAACAGAUGUUUACAGGAAGGUUUGAUUUAAAUCCAUGUUGUGCCUCAGUUUGAACCCACAGGGAUAUGAGAACGGAGGCGAAAUCCAUCACUGGAUGGUCACUGGUUGUCACUGUGUUUCUCCAGUUCUGUGCUUAACACUGGUGUGAUAGUUAUAUAUAUUAAAAUGAUAUAUUUGUUUUAACUGUGUGCAAAUGUUUGCUAAAUAUUUUUUUAUAAUAUUAACACACUCAAUGUACUGAAGAAAUAGAAAUUUAUAUUGUUGAGAUGUGUGAAUUAUUAUUAUCAUGCUAUUUAUGUCACUGGAGUAAAAGGAUAAUUGAAGAUAAGUAAAAGAAGUUUAUAUUCAGUGCAAUGCAGUAAUAUUAGAACCACAAUUUGUUUUUGUUUUUGAACUGUGUGUCUGUUAUAAAAUCAUAUUGUGGAGUACAUUUUGUAAUGGAGUAAAUAAGAUUUAAAGGA